Messenger RNA from Trifolium pratense (red clover), 1117 nucleotides. RefSeq lists its product as uncharacterized. NCBI's taxonomy places the organism in Eukaryota, Viridiplantae, Streptophyta, Magnoliopsida, Fabales, Fabaceae. The transcript has 2 exons. The record is from RefSeq and is a predicted model, not a curated record. Bases 433 to 753 code for a protein of 106 amino acids.
AAAUGCAUUUUCAUUAUGAAUUCUUAUUCAUAAUUUGAAAUGCAUGUCGAGAUGACCCUUUUUGAUACAGUGACUCUGAUGUUUUUUUUAAUAAUGAUAAAUUGUCACGAUGGUAGUUUGCUUUGGUUACCGUACAUGCAAAAUUGAUUAUAUGUCCUUUGAAGCCUUCGAAUGCAAAAUUCUAUAUUUGAGCCUUCUAAUGCAAAUUGUAGAUUACUAUAUGAUUCUUUCAUUUUGCAGGUAGUACUACACUUUGGAAUAGACAAAGCUUCAGUUGUGAUGUACUUACAACAGCUGGAUGCACUGCUGCCACUGCAAAGGUAGUUGAGAACAACCUAUGGAAACAAGUGCUAGACUCAAGCUUUACAGUCGAAAACUGUGUUCAUCAAUUACUUGAAUUUAGCGCAGAGACUGCGUUCUAUUUCAGGUCUGAUGCAUGCAGAACCUGCAACUGCUUCAGGUCUGAUACGGGAUGGUGCUUUGCAGAAUGCUACCACGGCUGGGCCUGGUGCAACGCGGACAGAUUCUGCUGCUGUUAAUUGGAAAAUGCCGACUCCGGGGCUAUUCAGAUGUAAUAUUGAUGCAUCAUUUUCGUCGAAUUUAAAUAAAUUUGGCAUUGGAAUAUGCAUCCGUGAUGAACUUGGUCAAUUUGUGCUUUCAAAGACAGAAUGGAUGGCCAUUUUUUGUGGAGUAGAUGUUGGUGAAGCUCUUGGUGAGUAUAUAUCCCUCGAUGUCCCUAAAUUGAUGGUCUGACUGCAAUUUCAAUGUGAAUGCUUAUUCUUAACUUCAAAUGUAAGUGGAGAUGACCCUUGGCGCCUUAAAUGUGGAAUUGAAUAUAUGUAUGUUCCUUGAUGUCCUUAAAUUGAAUAUAUGUCCUAGAUGUUCCUAUAAAUUAAAUAUAUAUGCAUUUUUCAUAAAUUGAGAUGAUGGUAGUGUACUAGUGUACUUUGAUAACCUUAGAUGUAACAAUCGAAUAUAUCUUUGAGAAACUUCAUAAGAUGGAAGACGUAAAUUCUCAGAAGAUUGUUUCAAGAAACAUAAUGGUGCAAUUAAGAAUGCUUGUUUGAAAUUUCUACCAUGGCUGAGCAAGUCAUUUUAAAAAUAUAAUUGUUACUUU